AUGUCAGAGAUACAGUCAAUAGACAUAAGUGAUUUAUCACACGAUCCAGGCAGUUUAAGACACAGAGAAACUUCAAUAGCUCAAGAACUCAUCUCAUAUGAAAGUAAUGUUGACGAACUUACAGAUAGUAUAGUACUUAACAAUGACACAUCUGAGCUCAAAAUGGCGCCAGAAUAUAAGCAUUGGAUUCACAGAAUUCCAAGAGUUGGUAAAGGUAUUUACGUGGAUUUAUGUGAUCGACUUCCAUACUAUAAACAAGACUGGUUGGAUGCAUGGGAUUAUAGAAUCAUCCCGUCUUUAUUGGAAACAUAUUUUAAUAAUUUACUACCUGCUAUCGCAUUUGCUCAAGACAUGUUUGAUAGAACAGAUAACUCAUAUGGUGUUAAUGAAAUAUUAUUAUCUAGUGCUCUUGGUGGUAUCGUCUUUGGUAUUUUAUCUGGACAACCUUUAUGCAUUGUUGGAGUGACUGGACCAAUAUCAAUAUUUCACUACACUGUCUAUGACAUCAUAAAACCGUUGAAUACAAAUUAUUUUGGGUUCAUGUUUUGGGUCGAUCUUUGGGCAUUUAUUUUACAUCUUAUAUUGGCACUUACAAAUAUGGUUUCUCUUUUGCAGUAUGUCACCACUUUCCCCUGUGACAUUUUUGGUUUAUUCAUCAAUAUUGUAUAUAUCGAGAAGGGAAUACAGACUUUGAUAAGACAAUUUCAUACAGAAGACACCUCAUAUAAUGAACAUUUAAUAUCAGGAUUCGCAUCUGUAAUGGUAGCAUUAUUAAUGUCCAUUUUUGGACUGUUUUUCAAAGAGUUCUAUAAAUUCAACUAUUUACCCCAUAAAUUGAGAAAAUUCAUUUCAGAUUAUUCAACAGCUUUAUCUGUUGUGUUUUGGUCUGGGUUUGUACAUUUUGGUGGAUAUUUAAAUGAUGUUAAAUUUCAAUUUUUACCAAUCACUAAAUCAUUUUUUCCCACUACAGAUAUGGGUAGAGCUUCCAAGACAUGGUUGGCAUAUAAAACAAUUUCUACAAAGAAUAUAUUUAUUGCAUUACCAUUUGGAAUCAUCUUAACGAUUUUAUUUUAUUUUGAUCACAACGUUUCAUCAUUAAUGGCACAAAAAGCUCAAUAUAGAUUAACUAAACCAUCAUCAUUCCAUUAUGAUUUUCUAUUGUUAGGUGUAACUACUGUAGUAGCAGGUGCCCUCGGUAUACCACCUCCCAAUGGGUUAAUUCCACAGGCUCCUUUACAUACAGAAUCAUUAUUAGUUUUAGACGAAAAUAAUCAUGUAGUAAGGUGCGUUGAGCAAAGAGUAACUAAUACUGUCCAGGGAUUAUUAAUGAUAGCUACAAUGGCAAGACCUUUUUUAAUUUGUUUGGGAAAAAUUCCACAAACUGUUUUAGCAGGUCUAUUUUUUAUAAUGGGGAUACAAGGACUUAUUGAUAAUGCAAUAAUAUCCAGAAUCCUGUGGCUUUUCCUUGAUCCAACUAUUAAAAGUAAUGAAACUUCACCUAACCCUAUAUCAAAGGUCCCACUGAGAUCACUAUUAAUCUUUAUCGCUUUUAGCUUAGCUGGGUUUAUUGGUGAAUUUGCCAUUACUAAUACUAUAGCCGCUAUCGGAUUUCCAUUGGUGCUAUUAUUAACAGUGAUUAUAUCAUUUCUGUUUCCCAAGAUUUUCACUGAAGAAGAACUAGAGAUAUUAGACCCACCAGUAGCUCAAAGGUUUACUAUAAAAAAUCUGUUAUUUGAGAAUUUAUGUAAUGAUUCCUCAUCUAUUAUGGAAGAAAAGGAUUUCACAAGUUAUGAUAUCCAUAAUUCGCCCUUUGGUUAUCAUAGCUCAUGUGCAGACAAAGAAAAUGAUAGCAAUACAAUAAUACAUUCCACAGUUCAUAGUACUCAUAGCAAGCACAAUUUUUUUACUAAUACUAUAUCAGCAGCCUCUAUAUCAAAUAAUAAUCCACAUAGUGAAUCAGUAUCUCCAAUACCCAAGUCACAAGCAAAUAUUUCUAUUCAUAACUUGGAAUAG
Molecule: messenger RNA, 2013 nt
Organism: Arxiozyma heterogenica
Lineage: Eukaryota; Fungi; Ascomycota; Saccharomycetes; Saccharomycetales; Saccharomycetaceae
Gene: BOR1
Product: Bor1p
Exons: 1
Coding region: 1-2013 (670 amino acids)
Biological process (GO): transmembrane transport; monoatomic ion homeostasis; borate transport
Cellular component (GO): plasma membrane; basolateral plasma membrane; fungal-type vacuole
Molecular function (GO): solute:inorganic anion antiporter activity; borate efflux transmembrane transporter activity
Source: RefSeq, a predicted model, not a curated record